AGUUAUUUAUGAGAAUAAUUCCUUUUAGCAAAUAGUCAAAUACCAACAUGAAACAUUUGAAAAGUUUGUUUGGCCGGUGAGUGUUUCUGGGAUUUGCUCCCAAGGAAACCAGACGAACGAAAGGUGAUCGUAGCCAUCAAGAACACAAUCAAAGAUCAAAGAUCAAAUAUCAGAACUUUCUGUUGCGUGAUUCAAAUGGUUCAUUAGAACUGCAUCAUUAACCUGAUUCACGAUCUAUCUCCUUCUUUCUCAUUCGUCUAUCAUCAAAUCGUGAUUCAGGAAAUCGACCUACCAUUUUUGCAUCUAAUCAUGGAUCCACAAGGGCAUGGGCAGCCCCAAUCUAGCAACAUGAUGAGCAGUGUAACUCAGUUAUCAUAUGCAACAAAUCCAUACGAGUCAACUCAAUUGAGUGGGACCCCUGGGAGAGUACAAGUAGGUGGUGCAAUUCAAGCAACAAAUCAGCCUACAGCAGCUCAAUUAGCACAACAACAGUUAGCUUAUCAACAAAUCCAACAACAACAACAGCAGCAACUUCAACAACAACUCCAAUCAUUUUGGGCAAAUCAAUACAGAGAAAUCGAAAAUGUCACUGACUUCAAGAACCACAGUCUUCCAUUAGCAAGAAUCAAGAAAAUCAUGAAAGCUGAUGAAGAUGUGAGGAUGAUAUCAGCAGAAGCACCAAUUGUGUUUGCAAGAGCAUGUGAAAUGUUCAUAUUGGAGUUGACUUUAAGGUCAUGGAAUCACACUGAGGAGAAUAAAAGGAGGACAUUACAGAAGAAUGAUAUUGCUGCUGCAAUCACAAGGACUGAUAUUUUUGACUUUUUGGUUGAUAUUGUCCCAAGAGAGGAUAUUAAAGAUGAAGGUAUGACAUCCAUGCCAGCUGUCACUGUGCCAGUUGGCGGACCUUCGGAUGCUUUUCCUUAUUAUUACAUGCCAGCUCAGCAGUCACCACAGUCAGGAGCACCAGGGAUGAUGUCAAACAAGGCUAUGUUGGAUCCUGCUCUUUAUGCACAGCAGGCUCCACCUUAUAUGGGUCCCGCCAUUUGGCCACCGCCACCUCAGCAGCCUCAAUCACCCUCGGAUUCAUAGAACAUAUUUUGGAGUUUUAAAUUAUAAUUCACUUUCCAGUGAAUCCAAUGAUAUUACUGAAGCAUAUGAUGGUGGUGGAUCAUGGCUUUGUUUUUUAUUUUCUUUAAAUAAGGAAAUACAUGUUGAUUUCCCUAACAUAUGCAUUGGUUUGGGUUAGUACUUGAGAAGUCAAAACAUUUUAAUGCCAAAUCCAGUGAAAUUUUGUGUUA
Molecule: messenger RNA, 1298 nt
Organism: Lactuca sativa (garden lettuce)
Lineage: Eukaryota; Viridiplantae; Streptophyta; Magnoliopsida; Asterales; Asteraceae
Gene: NF-YC9
Product: nuclear factor Y, subunit C9
Biological process (GO): regulation of transcription by RNA polymerase II
Cellular component (GO): nucleus
Molecular function (GO): RNA polymerase II cis-regulatory region sequence-specific DNA binding; DNA-binding transcription factor activity, RNA polymerase II-specific; protein heterodimerization activity
Source: RefSeq, a predicted model, not a curated record